CCAGUGCUGUGCCUGUACAUUAAAAAAAAUGUCUUUCCGUUGAAGAAGACGGGGUUAAAAUGAAUGAAGAUCUGAAGGUUAAUUUGAGCUGGCUGCCUCAGGAUCAUGUAGAAGCCAGCUCUGCCGAGAAUGCCUCAGCCGCAGGCUCCUCCCUGGUUCCUGUCAUAGACCCAGAGCCAGAGCUUUUGGUAAACCCCUGGGACAUUGUCUUGUGUACUUCAGGGACCCUUAUCUCCUGCGAAAAUGCCAUUGUGGUUCUUAUCAUUUUCCAUAAUCCCAGUCUUCGCGCCCCCAUGUUCCUCCUGAUAGGCAGCCUGGCGCUGGCAGAUCUCUUAGCGGGCAUUGGAUUGAUCAUCAAUUUCGUUUUUGCAUACCUUCUGCAAUCAGAAGCUACGAAACUGGUUACGAUUGGACUGAUUGUUGCCUCUUUCUCAGCAUCUGUCGGCAGCUUGCUGGCUAUUACUGUUGAUCGUUACCUCUCCCUGUAUUAUGCUUUGACUUACAAUUCAGAGAGGACUGUCACUUUUACCUAUGUCAUGCUUAUAUUGCUCUGGGGAGCAUCUAUCUGUAUUGGACUACUGCCUGUAAUGGGCUGGAACUGCCUCAGAGAUGAAUCCACCUGCAGUGUUAUCAGACCACUCACUAAAAAUAAUGCAGCUGUCCUUUCAGUCUCUUUCUUGCUUAUGUUUGCCCUCAUGCUGCAGCUCUACAUUCAAAUCUGUAAAAUUGUGAUGCGCCAUGCCCAUCAGAUUGCCUUGCAACACCAUUUCCUGGCCACUUCCCACUAUGUGACCACCCGAAAAGGAGUGUCUACUUUGGCCAUUAUUUUGGGGACUUUUGCUGCUUGCUGGAUGCCUUUUACGCUCUAUUCUUUAAUAGCAGAUUACACCUAUCCUUCUAUCUACACCUAUGCCACCCUCCUGCCAGCUACCUACAAUUCCAUCAUAAAUCCUGUAAUAUAUGCUUUUAGAAACCAGGAGAUACAGAAAGCACUUUGGCUCAUCUGUUGUGGCUGUAUUCCUUCUAACCUGUCUCAGAGAGCAAGAUCACCCAGUGAUGUCUGAUUGGCAGCUAGGAGGAUGUUCCUUAACAUGUUACUUUCCAGACAUUCUUGCAACGCUGUCUUUGGUUUAGAUGCAUUCAUUAAAUGAUGUGUGAUGAGUUCAUAUAAAAACCACAGGAUGCACUGACCUUUUUGUAAACAGAAACCCCAGUGACCAAAAUGAAUCGAGUGGUUUAAGGGAGAUUUCCAAAAUCAAAAUAAUCAGUGUUCUCACAGAUUUAUAAUGUUGCUCAGGGUCUUUUUGUUGUAUUACCCAGACUUUGCCAUGUUUGCUAUGACUUUACAUUAAGUUUGUUAAUUAAAAUUAGAUUGAAACAGCAUACCUCCUUUGAAAAUGUUUAUGUGAUUGGGUUUAGUCAUACUGCAUGUUAUAGUCGGUUGUCAGGAUAUUUUUUCCCCCCUCUUUAAUUCUUCUGAAAACAAACAAAAAAGAAAACCCAAGUCCUGCUACCCCAUUUGUAUAUCAUCAGAAUACCUUUCAAAAUAAUGGCCAAUUGUACUGAUUUAUAUGGUAUUUAUUGUAAUAAUCACAGUGCAACAAAUUUGCUCCAGCUGAGGAAGUACUUGUGUAGCUUUCCAUUUUACAUCUCAGCAUGAAUUAGCUUGAUAAUUGUUUUAAAGGGUUACCUGUUCUUUCCUGAAUUCUCGCUGGAUGUUAAAACAGAAGAUAUGCUUUGCCUUCCUUUUCAAAAGUCAGCCAUAUGUUUUCACUUAGAUAUGGGACAUCAGAGCUCAUUAUACUAUUAAUCUUAGAAGAAAUUCAGGGGGGUUCUUUGAAAUUGAUGAAAAGAUACGGCCUCUUUUGGCUAUGCGUUUGUAAUAGAUGCUUCACUGAGUUUCUCAGACAAGUUUAUCUUUUCAGAAAUGUGUAAGAAAAUAUCUAAUAAAAUUACCUACCAAUUGCUUGCAACACGCUUAGCAUCUACAUUAAAUGGUUCCCCUUCAGUUUGUUAUCAAGUCAAAAUGAUUACCACUUGUUUCAUUGUUCUGCUAUAUAAUUUAAAAUACUGAAGUUUA
This is a messenger RNA of Phalacrocorax carbo (great cormorant), 2080 nucleotides long. Lineage: Eukaryota; Metazoa; Chordata; Aves; Suliformes; Phalacrocoracidae. The record is from RefSeq and is a predicted model, not a curated record.